Molecule: messenger RNA, 1284 nt
Organism: Paramecium octaurelia
Lineage: Eukaryota; Ciliophora; Oligohymenophorea; Peniculida; Parameciidae
Source: the annotation of a GenBank genome assembly
AUGUGGGAUACUCCAUAAGAUUAGAAAAGAGAGGAAGUUAACCUUCGUCUAGGCUUAUGUGUUGCUUCACAUAAGUGCUAAUGCUCAAGGAAAUUGUGUGCUGAAUGCUAAUUUGAACAUGAAGUUGACAAAAAUCACACAGUUCCGAUUAAUAAGUUUAAAGGAAUUGUUGCGAAGAAAUUAAACGAUACUAAUCUUAUUGAUUCAUUAGAAUUAACAACAUAGAGAAUGCAUUUUAAAUAAAUGCUGGCUUCAACUCUUAAAAUGUUAAAAGAUAUUUGGGAUGAAAUGACAGAAUCAAUUAAAUAGAUAUACGAUUUGAUUGAGAUGGAAGAUAAAUCUUAUUUAAAUUAUAUGAACAACAAUGUGGAUCCUGUAGAAUUGGCCAAUACUGAAUUAGAAAAGUUAGUCUAAAUUAUUAUAGGAAAACAAUUAGAUGAUUGGAAUAUUUAGAAAAAUUCUUAGUUAACAAGGUUGGAAAUGACAAAGCAAUAUUUGGAAAAGGAAACGAAGGAGUUUUGUGAAAAAUUGAAUAAAGAAAUGAAGGAGAUUAACAAAUUAUUUCCAUAAUUAAAAGAAGUAAAGUAAGUUUAUAGCAGAAAGGAAGAUAUGUAUUAGGUAUUGACUUAGACAAAGUAUUUGGAUGGAUCCUACCUUAAUGAGCUACUUUAGAUGCUGAAAAAUAAGAAGAUUACUAAUUGUUUAGAGUUCUUUAAAAAUUAAAGUCGGUUGUAAUUUAUCACUUCUAUGUUUUAAAAUGUUAGCGAAAUAGACUUUAAUAAGAAGAAUUAUUCAACUGACAACUAUGAUUAAAUUAGAAAGGACUUAAUAAAAUAGAUAUCUUAUGAUUAGUACAUAAUUGAAUUUUUGAAAUUCCUAGUACUUCUUACAGCCAUUGACGAGAGAUUUAUCUAAAGCGGAUCGAACUCACUCAAUUUAUUAGUAGAAAUGAAAGUGGAUUUGAGAGAAUAAAGCUUUGAGAAUAUUAGGAUUAGAGAUACUUCUUUGGUUGGUGGAAAUUUUGUAAGAUGCAAUUUCAAUGGAUCAGAAUUUGAUAAUGUGGAUAUAAGUGGAAUGAACUUGAAUUAAGCUUAAUUGUUCAAUUGUAAAUGGAACAAUAUUAAAAUACAUGAGUUAAAUAAAUUAGAUGGUCAUUCAAGUGUAGUUUUUUCAAUUUGUUACUCUCCUGAUGGUACUACAUUAGCAUCUGGUAGUGAUGAUAAGUCUAUCCGUUUAUGGGAUGUUAAGACAGGAUAAUAAAAAGCCAAAUUAGAUGGUCAUUCA